Molecule: messenger RNA, 1431 nt
Organism: Cricetulus griseus (Chinese hamster)
Lineage: Eukaryota; Metazoa; Chordata; Mammalia; Rodentia; Cricetidae
Source: RefSeq, a predicted model, not a curated record
AUGGCCUUCGUCAACCUGGUGCCCAAACUCUACCGAUCUGUAAUUGAAGACGUAAUUGAAGGUGUGCGGGACCUGUUUGCUGAGGAAGGCAUCGAAGAGCAGGUGUUAAAAGACCUGAAGAAGCUCUGGGAAACGAAAGUUUUACAGUCUAAAGCGACAGAGGACUUCUUCAGAAAUAGUGUCCACUCGCCUCUGUUCACCCUUCAGCUGCCACAUGGUUUACCAACACUGCAAUCAACAGCCUCGUUGCUGAUCCCUGCUGGUAGACCUCUCCCAAGUUUUACACCAGAAGACCUGAAUACCUCCAGCUGUGGCGCAAACUUCACUUUUCCUGGUUAUCCGAUCCACGUCCCAGCAGGUGUGACCCUGCAGACUGCAUCCGGUCACCUUUACAAAGUCAACGUACCGGUCAUGGUGACACAGACUUCGGGAAGACCGGAUGUCCUCCAGCACCCAUUCCCGCCAGUCCUGCAGCAGCUCGGGCCGCCUUCGAUGGUGCAGAGCGGUGUUCCUCCGCUGCACCCGUGCUCUCUGCAAGCUGCUCCCGAGAAGUCCCACAGAAUGGAGCCUCUGCUGCUGCAGCCCACGAUUGUGCACGCAGCACCGGUGGACAGGAAACACUUAGACACCGCGACCACCGAGAGGCGCGGUCUCCCGGCAAGUGAGCCUAAGACCCUGCCCGAAGCUCUGCUGAGGCCGCAGGAUAGCCCUCAGUACAUCAGCCUUCCAGGUGUGGGGUUUGCUCCUCACGUCACCCUGACGGAGCCUGGCCUGGAGCCCAUGCUUGGUGUCUCCGCAAACGUGACUCAGAAUCUUCAUAGUGGUCCUUUUCCCCCGGGCCCCCAGGGCCCUCUCCACCACCACAUGUUGGACACACAGCUUCAUGGCCUCAAAGACAGGAUGUAUGGAUAUGACCCCAUAAAGCAACCGAGGAAAACGGAGGAGCCCAGCAGCCUCCCUGCGUCAGAGAAGAGUUCUUCUUCUGAGAGGGACCUGAAUAUUCAGGUAACUGAUGAUGACAUUAAUGAAAUAAUCCAAAUAGAUGGAACUGGUGACAACUCUUCUACUGAAGAAGGGGGAAGUAUAAGAGAUGUAGACGAGAAUGAAUUCCCAGGGAUCGUGGAUGCCGGUGACCUCAAGGUCCUGGAGGAAGAGGCUGACAGUGUAUCAAAUGAAGACUCCACUGCUAACAGCAGUGACAAUGAGGACCACCAAAUAGACACCAUGGAAGAGGACCCUCUAAAUUCCGGAGAUGAUGUCAGUGAGCAGGAUGUGCCAGACCUGUUUGACACAGAUAAUGUAAUUGUCUGUCAGUAUGAUAAGAUUCAUCGAAGCAAGAACAGAUGGAAAUUCUACUUAAAAGAUGGUGUCAUGUGUUUUGGAGGGAGAGACUAUGUAUUUGCAAAAGCCAUUGGUGAGGCUGAGUGGUAA